ACUAGGGAACGCCUACCCGCCAGAGGAGGUAUUCGAGUUUACAGGCCUUAAGCAUUAAGUAGGCCUUGCGCUAGCAAGCUAGUUCCAUGCAUAAAUUGCAUAUUGUCAUAACACUUGCUCUCCCAAGUUGACUUCCUUUCAAGCAUUCCUACUUCUGUUCCUCCAUGUAUUCUGUUUGUUUGCUCCAUACAUUUUGGCAGUGAGUGCCUGAAAUCACUGAACAAUGUCUGGUAUUUAAGAAAAGAUACUAUUCCUACCCAGCACCUUGGGCCAUACUUCCAUGGAAAAAAGUUUGGAGUUUUACCUGAAAACGAGUUAGGAAAUUCUAAAUCAAAGAUCAAAAACAAAAUGGAGGAAAACAGAAAAAAGGAGAAUAUUACUUCUUGUGACCCACCAUCCUGUGCUUCCUUGUCAGUGUUCGAUGUUGAUCCUGAUAUGCCAAAUCUUUUUUUAGAUCAUGGUGAAUGUGGAAAUCCGCAGAACCUCACAAGCCGCAAACGCAAAUUAAAACUUAAUGUAAGCACGCAGAUAUGGUCAUAUGAGUGCGUUAGUUUUUCUGAAGACGAAUCAUCAAAUUCGUCGCCUCCACCUUUGCUUCGUUUCGAUGAAGAUGACAAGGAGGCCUUUGCUUCUUGUCUUUCUCCGAAAAAUCAUUUUGUGCCAGAAGAUUUAACUCUUCCUACUCCCGAGAUUACUGACCCCGAAAAAAACGCAGGAUUGGAAGAACAAACAUCUGUUCUUAGUGUUAGUUCUACGGCCGUAUCUCCUAAUUCUCGUUGUUUGACCGAAAUCAAAACUAAAUUGCGUAAGCCUCCUUGGCGGAAAGCUCGGGCUCAUCGGUAUUGCACCUUCGUAAGCGACUCCCCCUUUCCGGGUAGACGACGUACCAGGAAGACAAAAUCCAAAAUAGCAUUAAGUUGCAGUGGAAAAUACCUUAAUGAUAUUCGGGGCUUGGAAUGUAAAACCGGACGUCAGGUAGAUGAAAUUGAUGGUUUUACAAUUUCGUCGUUUUUCACUGCUGAAGACCUUAACAACUUUUGCUCCCAACAUUUCCAAAUGAACGGAAACAUGAAAAUCUUCCCAAACCUUCCCCUAGAAGUCAAUGAAGCCAAGAUUUGCAGUCCUUCAUCCAUCCCGAAUACCUCUGUGUUGCAGCACACAGUCAAAACCACGGAAGAAGAGGCGCAUUUUUUUAGUUGUAAUUCCAUGGUCGUCUCGAAGAAUUCCGAAGUUCGUUAUUCGGCUAGAGCGAAAGUUCAUUCAGGGAAGUCUACUCUACGAAAAGCUAGGCUUCAUCGGUAUUGUUCUUCGGCUAGCAAUUUUCCUUGCAUCGUUAUGCCGCCCAUUAAGAAGACAAAACCCACGAGGUCAUUGCUUAGUGAAAUAUUCAUUGGGGACUUUUCAAGUAUUGAAUGUGAAACCCUUCGUCAGAUUGAUGAAAUUGAUGGUGUAACAAUUUCAUCAUUUUUCACUUCUGAAGACCUUGACAAAUUUUGCACUCAGCAGUGCCAAAUCCGCACCAACGUAAAGGUAAUCCCAAAUUCUCCACUAGAAUACACCGAAACGGAGAAACAGGGUUGUUUAUUCGUCCCCUCUACUUCCGGUUGGCCGGACACAGCUGAAAUCAUAGAUUAUGACAUUCGUUCUGCUGGAAGAUGUUUUGCCGUCCGUGAGAGUUUACACCUCGCUGCUCCUGAUGAACGUCGUUCAAUAAUAUUGCCAACGCCGUCGACCUCAUCAAGUAGCAGUCAGCGUAAAACAGUAAACAAAAACAAAGGUGUAUUUUCAUGCGAUUGAAAAGAAAAAUGAGAGAGUUGAGGAAACAACUGGCCGGAACUCCGAAAGCACUAUCUUCUAGAAGACGGAGCCGACCAAGUGGUAGUAUAAUGUGUCUCCGAGUAAGAUUGGCACCACCCAAGGACCACGGCCCAUAUUCAACAACGAUGAAUUAUCCACGAGUUCCAUAAAUCAUUUGAUGUUUGUUUAAUUUUUUAGUUUUUGUUUUUGUUUUUUUGUUUUUUUCUGUUUUAAAACUAAGUUUCUUAUGGCUCUGUUUCCCGUCAAAAUUAAUCUGCUCACAAAGCAUGGUUAGGCAUUUUGGAACCACUUUACGUUUAAAAUUGAGAUAUUAGUAGGUUAUUUUAAGAUGUUGGUGUUUUUACGUGGAUAUCCCUUUUUUAAAUGUUAGUCUCUUGUUUAUUCCUUUGGCUGCUGAAUAGUUCCUUUUCCGCAUGAUUGUAAAAUUAACCGUUACGUUUGUGACAGUGUUCCUUCGAAUAAAGUUCUUUCGAAUAAAAAUGUAUUUUAAAAUA
Messenger RNA from Daphnia magna, 2312 nucleotides. RefSeq lists its product as uncharacterized. The record is from RefSeq and is a predicted model, not a curated record. The coding region runs from base 349 to 1797 and encodes 482 amino acids. The transcript is spliced from 10 exons. NCBI's taxonomy places the organism in Eukaryota, Metazoa, Arthropoda, Branchiopoda, Diplostraca, Daphniidae.